GGUUGGGCACGGACCAUGGCCACCCGCCAGCUGCUGGUGGCCCCUCCGGAGGCCCUGCUCAGGCCCCUGUCCAUCCCUAACCGGCUGCUGCUGGGGCCGGGCCCUUCUAACCUGGCUCCGCGUGUCCUGGUGGCCGGGGGGAAGCAGAUGAUUGGCCACAUGCACAAAGAGAUGUUCCAGAUAAUGGAUGAUAUCAAGCAAGGCAUCCAGUACGUGUUCCAGACCAAGAACCCCCUCACCCUGGCCAUCAGUGGCUCGGGGCACUGCGCCCUGGAGGCCGCCCUGUUCAACAUCUUGGAGCCAGGGGACCCCUUCCUGGUCGGGGUCAACGGCAUCUGGGGGCAGCGGGCUGCGGACAUCGGGGAGCGCAUCGGAGCCCGAGUGCACCCAAUGAUCAAGGACCCUGGAAACCACUACACUCUGCAAGAGUUGGAAGAGGCCCUGGCCCAGCACAAGCCGGUGCUGCUGUUCCUGACCCAGGGGGAGUCCUCCAGUGGCGUCCUGCAGCCCCUCGACGGCUGUGGGGAGCUCUGCCACAGGUACAACUGCCUGCUCCUGGUGGACUCGGUGGCAUCCCUGUGCGGGACCCCCAUCUACAUGGACCAGCAAGUGGAGGGUGUGGACCUCAGGGAAGUGUCGGCGAACGCCGCUCGCUCGGGGCGUUCGAGGCCCUUACCCGCACUCCGGCUGCCCACUGUCACCGCGGUGGCCGUGCCCGCUGGCUACGACUGGAGGGACAUCGUCAACUAUGUCAUGGACCAUUUUGACAUCGAGAUCACCGGCGGCCUUGGGCCCUCGAUGGGGAAGGUGCUUCGCAUCGGCCUGCUGGGCUGCAACGCCACCCGGGAGAACGUGGACCGAGUGAUCCAGGCCCUACAGGAGGCUCUGCAGCGCUGCUCCCGAAACAAGCUGUGA
Messenger RNA from Puma concolor (puma), 915 nucleotides. The record is from RefSeq and is a predicted model, not a curated record. Lineage: Eukaryota; Metazoa; Chordata; Mammalia; Carnivora; Felidae.